Messenger RNA from Mycena citricolor, 1086 nucleotides. Lineage: Eukaryota; Fungi; Basidiomycota; Agaricomycetes; Agaricales; Mycenaceae. The record is from the annotation of a GenBank genome assembly.
AUCUGUCUAGUGUACAUCAACCUAAUAUGACGGGUAUCCCCCUGGUUCAUGAGAAGAGCCUACGGAGCCGAACAACCAACCAGAUCGAGAACUGAUCUCGCCUUGGCCUAAGUGCUUGGUGCUGCAUAGUAUACGGCAGUGUUUUCUGUCCAUUCCACGCUGAGAUAUGCCUUCCUCUUACAAAAUCCGUAAACUGAUCAAUCCAUUCGUCGGUGACGCGUUCAACCCGGCGAGUGUGCCCGAGCUUCCGGCCAUCCGACAAGUGUUGGCCAGAGCGUUCUCCGGUGCUGCCUUCGUCGCCGUCGCGACGGGCCACGACCCAGACGACCCAGACACGAGCUACGUCGGUCCCUUCUACGAAGCCAGUGUCAUUGCGGCUCUCGUUGGUGGCGGAGAGGUUUACAUUGCCGAAACCGACGAGACGGAGAGGGAAAUCGUUGGGUGUGCGGUGUGGUUUGGCCCAGGCCAUUCCAUAUACGACUCCCCAGCGCAAGUAUGCAUUGUCGCCGUUCAUGGAAAGAUUGAGCGAAGAGCAGCGAGAGUGGUGGCAGCUCGAGUCUCUAGUUCGUUCCCAAGUUCAGGGAGCUCGUCAAGAACAACCUCGGUGAUGGAACCAAGCACAACGCCUGGCACCUGCAGACCCUCGGCAUCGAUCCAGCUCACCGGCGUAAAGGUCUCGCGAAGGCUCUGAUGCAGGACGUGAUCGCAAAAUCAACCGGGGUGCUCAAAUGCUUAGAAUUUGGGACUGAGACCAGUAAUCUGAAAAUCUACCAAAAGAUCGGUUGGAAGCAGGCUGAAUACUCAGUCGAUUUCAACAGCAGAAGGGGCAAGUGCGGGAUGGGGGUAAUGACAAUGCAGAGUUGACACAAACGUUGUACACAGACAUACAUACUACAAUUGUUGUUGUAGCAAGUUCGAGAAAGCGUUCCAAAAGAGCAAAUUACACAAAUUACAGAGGAAAACUGAGCCAUGCAGCGCGUGUGUUUGUAUGUGCGUCCGCUGCUAGAAAUUAAAAUUAAUCCAAACCUGGAGCAAUGAAUGACGAGCGCAGCAGCCGUUUGACACCACAACAAAGUCUUAAUGGCU